AUGAUCAGAAAUCCAAACUAUGCAAAUUUUGUUUGCUGUGCUGUUUGUAAUAAAGUAAUUCCACCACCCCCUCUUGGUGAAACCUUCAAAAAGAUCCAUGAAUACAAGCCAUUUAAGACACGCUUUUAUACUCACAAAGAUAUACUGGAUAUCGGAACAGAUAUUCUGAAUAGAGAAGAGCAUUUUCAAGAGCUCUUAACCAAAGAACUUAUUGAAAAAGCAGAAGCUGAAAUAUGGGCUAAGGCUGAAGAGCGCCAAAAACUAGCAGUGGAGAAAGCUCUUGAAGAAGCAAAUGACAGACACAAAAUUUUCAUUAAGAUUCUGGAAGAGGAACAUCAAAAAAACUUAGAGGAAAUGGCAGCAAAAACUAAGAAAGAAGUACACCAAGACAUGGAAGAUGAAAUGAAAAGGGAGCACAUGGCUGCAGAACAGCGCAUGGUCCAUAGAAUCCAAAGGAUCAUGAUGGAGUGCCACAGGGAAAAGGUUUUAGCUGUGGAGAAAGCCAGGGCUGAAGAAAGACUGAUUGCCGAGCAAGCAAUUGAGGCCCAGAAAAGGAAAGCGAUGGAGGAACUUUUGGCCUCUGGCAUGACAGUUAUUAAGGAUCAGAAGAAGAGUUUGAACCAAAUGAUAAAGGACAAAGAACAUGAGAUAAACAUCUACUACUGCUUGGCUCAGAAAAAGAAGCAAGAAGAGGCUCAGGAAGUGCUUCAAGAAGCAGAGAAAACGCAUCAGGCAUCACUUGAAAAUGUGAUGGACAAACUGGUGAACACUGAGGGGGAGCUGCUGUCUAUAGCAAAGCAACUGGGAGUUAUGACAAAUUGGAAAGAUUUUUUGGAGGAGGAAUUACAGGAAACAAGGGCUGCAUUUCAGAAAUACAUCAAUUAUACAUUUCCUAAGCUUUCUCCAGGACAUGCAGAUUUUAUUAUGCCAGAAAGAAAGAAAACACCUGUCAAUUUUGCUCAGGAGAAUGAGACAACUCAUGAUUAGAAGGCUUGGGCUGAAAUGUCACUACAAAACACAUUGUUGC
Molecule: messenger RNA, 1027 nt
Organism: Condylura cristata (star-nosed mole)
Lineage: Eukaryota; Metazoa; Chordata; Mammalia; Eulipotyphla; Talpidae
Product: chromosome unknown open reading frame, human C6orf163
Exons: 5
Coding region: 1-987 (328 amino acids)
Source: RefSeq, a predicted model, not a curated record